AUCAUUGUUAUUCUCCUUAACUCUUUAAUUAGUGCUACCGAAUACUAUAUUUUUGUUGUCAUAAUUUCAAACAGUCUUCCUUUACUCCUAUACCGCACAAUAUAAUGUCCCACGUCGUUAUUAUUGGCGCCUCAUUCGCAGGUAUCCCAAUUGCCCAUUCCCUUCUUAAGGACGUCCCAUCUAUCAAAGUUACGCUAAUUAAUCCAUCACCAACGUUCUACUUCACCAUUGCUGCCCCACGAAUCCUCGCCAAGCAAGAUGCGUUCCGACCUGAGCAAUACCUGCUUCCUAUCGAAAAGGAGUUCGCCUCCUAUUCCAAGACCUCCUUCGAAUUCAUCAAAGGACGCGCCUCCUCGAUAGACGUGUCCGCCAGGACUGUCUCCAUAGAUACUGCUGAGACACAGAUCAUUUCAUAUGAUUACCUCGUCAUUGCUUCCGGCAGUACCACCGCGUCCACAAGCCAAACCAACACUGAUAGCAUUCCCUUCAAGCAAUCCAACUCAGACAACAUGGAAACCUUGAUUCAAGCCGCCCAAGGCCGCAUUAAGACCUCUCAGAGCAUUGUCAUCGGCGGUGCGGGUCCCAUUGGUGUUGAACUUGCUGGUGAACUCGCCGAGGCUGCUCACUUGGCCGGAGGGAAAGUGAAUAUCACGCUCGUGUCCGCCUCCGAUCGCAUCUUACCCAUGUUGAAACCAGCUGGGAGCACCGCAGCAGAAAAGCUUCUUGUUGCCCAGGGCGUGAGAGUCUUGACGAAUCAAAAGGUCGCUGGUGCAAUGCAGAGCUCGGAUUCGGGGAAAUGGAAGGUUACGCUGAGCAACGGCGGGGGCGAAUUAGACGCAGACUUGUAUAUCCCCACCACUGGGGCGUUGCCAAAUAAUGACUUCAUCCCGGUGGAGUUCCUGGAUCAGGAUGGAUGGGUUGUUGUCGAUAAGGAGCUUCGGGUCGUAGGGCGCGGUGGAGCUGGGGUGGCGUCUUUGCCGAUUUAUGCGGCGGGGGAUAUCACCAAUAACUCGAUGCGGUUAUCGUUCAAGGCACAGGAGCAGGCUGCGGUGGUGGCGAGCAAUCUGAAAGCAGAUAUUCUGAGUCAAGGAGGAAAGCGCAAGACUUAUGACCAGGGAAAUACGAUCAUGAUGAUGGUCCCGGUUGGCUCGACAGGGGGCACCGGGUUGAUCUUCGGUUGGACUCCAUGGAGUAUGAUGGUGAAGAUGGUCAAGGCGAAGGACUUUUUGAUUUCCAGGGCUCAGUCCGCUGUUGCAGCCAGGUGAAGGUGCUUAUCGAAGCAGUGAAUGACUGUCCUGGCACAACUGCACACAGCAC
This is a messenger RNA of Aspergillus caelatus, 1317 nucleotides long. Its product is annotated as NAD(P)/FAD-dependent oxidoreductase. Gene Ontology annotation, cellular component: cytoplasm. The record is from RefSeq and is a predicted model, not a curated record. NCBI's taxonomy places the organism in Eukaryota, Fungi, Ascomycota, Eurotiomycetes, Eurotiales, Aspergillaceae. Gene Ontology annotation, molecular function: electron-transferring-flavoprotein dehydrogenase activity; flavin adenine dinucleotide binding. The transcript has a single exon. The coding region runs from base 105 to 1265 and encodes 386 amino acids.